UGUCGGAGACCUGCAGUUUGGAAGGGUUAGUGAGCAGCACACACACAAACUUGCCCACUCAGCACACAUGCACGCACACACAGACUCAACCGUGGUACGGGACGCUGCCGGACUCGCUGGAAAAUGAAUCUAAUGAAGGGAAGGACAAUCAGCCUACAGCAUGGACUCUGAAUCUCUGGACAACUGCAUUCAGAGCACGCUCUCCGCUCUCUACCCUCCAUUUGAAGCCACUGCAGCCACCGUGCUAUGCCAGGUGUUAGACGUGGUUGAGACGAAAUACCGUGGAGACGGACUACGCUACAUCAUUGACUUCCUGGUGCCCGCUAAACACAUCCUACAGAGCAUUCAACAGGAUGCAUGCUUCCCAUACUGUGGUUUCCUGUUUCGUCAUGAGGGCUGGCCGCUCUGUGUCCAUGAGAAGGUCAUAAUUCAGCUCUCAUCUUUGGACUGGCGUGUGUUACGGCCCAGCGACUUCUACUUACAGGUGACGCCAUCGCCCAAAAGCCCCCCACGCAUCACGGUGAAGUGUCUGGCAGCUAGCAGGCAGCAUGUGGAGGAGCUGGACGUGCCAGAGCUAGCAUACACCUCUCUAUUCACCAUGGAUUGGCUGGACUCCAUCAACCGGGAGAGGAGUGUGGUCAGAAAAGCCGCUCUGGAACACUGUCUUUUAUCAGCGGAUAAUGAUAUUUUUAGGGUACCGUGGGAGGAUAUUGUUCACCCGGAGUUUAUCAGCAGACCCCCCAAAGUUACAGAAGAAGCUGAAAGUAGAGGGGUGGCCAAGGAAGUUGCCAACAGAGAGGAAAGGGACUUGGACGUAGAUCAGGAAGACAACCCUGAGGACAUACAAUGUAGGAUUUUUAUUGACACUUCCACGGACCAAUCGGGGGAGAUGGGUUGUCAGAGCAAGGGGGUUAAGCUCCUCCCUGCUCUCAGUGAGAUCAGUAAAGAUAGCAGUGGACAGAGCUCUAGCAGCACGGCAGAGGAUUCGGAGGGAGAGUAUGUGGAGCUAGCUGAUAUCUCCUUACCACGCUUUUCCCCACAGAAGGGCUCUCUCACUCAAGCCAUUAGCAUGAACUACAGAAAUCUACAUAAACCACAGACUGCGGCUUCUACUCAGCCUAAAGCCAAACCAGAGCAGAGUCUUUUGAAGAAUGGCGCAUGCUCACAGAGCAUGGUGUGCGCCAUGCUGAUUGAGGAAAACCUGAGUGAUACCUACCAGCCUGUGAUUUUAACCCCCACUGCUCCUGCAGAGGCAGAGCGUCAACUACAGCAGGUGGAUGGGUCUGAGCACACCUGUGCUGCAGGUACAGCCUCCUGUGACAAUGUGUCUGAGCAUGAGUCUGAGAGAGAGUUUGUGUCUCAAAACUCUGACUGUGAUACUACUCCACUUUCUGAUACGUCAACACGUAACAUAUCACAAACAGACUGUGAACCAGUCAACACAUCACAACUAGACAACAAUCAAGUCAGCACAUUACAACCAGACAUUAAACCAGUCAACACAUCACAACUAGACAGCAAUCUAGUCAGCUCAUUACAACCAGACAGUAAACCAGUCAACACGUCACAACUAGUCAACGAGCCAGUGAAGACACCACAAUCAGAUGUUAAACCAGUAAGCACAUCUCAGCAAGACAACGAACUAGUCAGCACAUCAGAACUUGACAGCAAACCAGUCGGCACAGCACAACUAGUCAUUGAGCCAGUCAGGACAUCACAGCCAGACGUUAAUCCUGAAAACACAUCUCAUCUAGACAACCAUCUAGUAAGCACAUCACAACUAGAUAAUGAGCCAGUCAAGACAUCGCAUCCAGACGUUGAACCAGUAAGCAUAGGUCAGCUAGACAACAGUCUAGCUAGCACAUCACAAUCAGACAGCAUGUCACAGCUAGUCAAUGAGCUAGUCAAGACUUCACAACCAGACGCUGAACCAGUAAGCAUAUCUCAACCAGACCUUAAACCACUAAACAUUACUCAACUUGACAGCAAACUAGUCAACACUUCACAACCAGACAGUAAUCCAGUCAGCACAUCACAGCUAGUCAGUGAGACAGUCAAGACGUCACAACCAGACCAUAAACUAGUAAGCAUAUCUCAACUAGACAGCAAACUAGUUAGCACAUCUGAACUAGACAACAAAAAAGAAAGUUUAUCUCAACUAGACAGCAAGCCAGUUAACACAUUAGAACUAGACAAUGAGCCAAUCGAGACAUCACAAACGGACGUUAAACCAGUGAGCACAUCUCAAUUAGACAACAAACUAGUCAGCACAUCACAACCAGAGAGCAAACCAGUCAACACAUCACAAUUAGACAUCGAGCCAAUCAAGACAUCACACCCAGACAUCAAACCAGUCAGCACAUCUCAGCUAGACAACAGUCUAGUCAGCACAUCACAACCAGAUAACCAACUAUUCCACACAUCACAACUAGAAUGUGAACUAGUUAGUAUAUCUUUACCAGAAAGCAAACCACUCAUUGCAUCACAUCUGUACAGCAUGCCACUAAGUACAUCACAAACAGACAGCAAAACAGUUCACGUGGAGCAACAAGACAGCGAAGUAACUAGUAUAUCACAACCAGAGAAUGAAAUGUUAUCUGGUACUUUAGAGAGGGAAAACUCUGAACAAGUUUCUCCGGCUAAAAUUGAACUGGUUGUGUUUGAUCCUGCUGCAGAAGCAGAAGUCGUAUCUGAAUCUGAGCAGGUCCGAGGUGAUCAUGGCCUGGAAGGCUGUUGUGAUUUGCAGAAUUGUAAAGUGUUGGUUUCUGAGCCUCUAACUGUCAGCAUACACAAACAGACUGAGCAAACAGAGCACAGCCCAUGUCAGAUACACAAACACAUCCAAACACCACCUGAGCAAGUGCAUGAUCUUUCUGCCACAAAAGAAGACCAUCAAGCAUUUAGUAACAGUAGCCAUGACAAGAAUGAAUCUGAUGGUGAUUAUAGUUUGAGUGCAGAGGAAGAAAGUGGGCCUGUUUCGACUGCUCCGCAAAGCAAACAGGUAGCUUUUGCCUCUGUCACCAUGGUGCCUGAGGAGGAUCUGGUUACGCUCAUUUCACAGGGUCAGGUGAGGACAGAGUCCCACGAGGACAGAAACAACGAGACUGAGGUGAAACUCCAGACAAAAGAAGCACAUGCAGAAAGAGAAGUAGCGGGAAAUUUAUCUUGUAAGGAGGAAGAAACGGUAGAAAAGAAAAGCAUUGGAGUGACAGAAAGCCAGACAGAGAAUGAUAUAGUAGCAGUUUGUAAGGCAGAGGAAGUUGAGACUGCUCAAACAGGUCUGGUAGAUGCCACACCCAAGUCUGAUUCCAACGUUCAAGUUCAGGAGGAGGGCAGCUCCUCUGUAGGAACAGAUGAGAAGAAACAAACCGAUGUUGAAGAGAAAGGGGUGGAGGAAGAGGAGACCGAGGGCAUUACUGUGAGUGAGCAAGAGGCCAUAGUGACCAGCUAUUCUGAAAAUAGAGUCCAGUCAGCAUGCAAUCAAGUCCUUGAUCCAGAUGCAGAUGUUCCCAACACAAAUGGACACAUGCACACUCAGGACACACCUACCACCAAAGGAGAAGGGCAAAAUACAAAGGAGGAGGAGGAGAGAAAGGGGGAAAAUGAGGAGAGGCAAGAGGAUGAGGUUACUUCCUCUGUGAAUGGCUCUCCAGGAGGGCAUCAGCAACAAGCAGACAUGGAGACCCGUUACCAUCAGCAGGAAGAGCAAGCAUCCAGUCAGGAAGUAGACAGCAUUGUUUCCCACCUGUCUGCUAAAACCCAAAGUGAAGACCCCUCAGCAGUUCCUCCACCACUGCCUCCCAUCUCCCAGAAGACCCAGCCUGUCCAGAGUGAGGCUUAUGACAUCAAUCCUGAUGUCCUGAGCUCUGGAGUGCUCUGCCUGCCGGGAACAAGAGAUAAAUCAGGCCAUGCCCUUGUGACAGUGACAAUGAGAAACACUAUCUGGUUGAAUCCGAACUGCAAUAGUGGAGAGCUGAUGCGGAUCAUGGUCUACUUCUUCAGUACACUCAGGAAGGAAGUUAGUGCUUUGGGACUGACUGUCCUGGUGGAUGCCCGCAGGUGUUCUCCUGUCCCCGCCCUCUUUAAAUCCUUCAACAUCCUCCAGGAAGCCAUGCCGGGAUGCAUCCAUACAGUACUGCUGCUGGCCGACAGAGAUCUGGCUCUACGUGUGGAGAAAACCACUUCUAUACAGGUGGAGUUGUUGACAUCGCUUAAGUCUCUCUAUAAGCAUGUUGACAUCGCUCAACUACCCACUGAGUUUGAAGGCACUUUCCCUUAUUCCCACAGCAGCUGGGUCUGUUUCAGAAUGAGGCUGGAGCAGCUGACCAGCCAUUGUAAGGAUGCUGUGAACCUGCUUCAGAACACCAUCAGCAAACUGGAGUCUACAGUGCUGCCACCUACAGCAGAGGAGGCACAGAUCUUAUUGUGUAAGUACAGAGAGUUGAUGAGGACUGUUCUGGAGGACAGCAGGUUGGUGCGGCUACAGCUGGAGGGAGGAGCCGCUCUGUCCCGUUUGCGAAAAGAGGAGACCAGUGUCAGUCUGACAGAGGACUACAGAGAUGCCAUCGAGAGUGCAGGCUGUCUGUACAACCAAGUGGACGAGUUAGUUCACAGACUGGUGAUGCUGUCCAACAAAUGCACACAGGAACUGGAAUUCAUAAUGGAGUUUAAGACUCUGGAGGAGGGAUUCAGAGAGGUGAGUCAGUGGAUAGAAGAAGUGGGCGAGACUCGUCUGCAGACACUGAGUGAGCUGGAAGAUUCCUUGGAGCAGUUACAUCAUAAACAGACUGUCUUCAGAGAAUUUUACACAGCUGCAUAUGAGCACUGUAAGAGUGGUGAAGCUCUCCUUAAGCGCUUAGAGAAGUGGGAAGACGUCUCUUCUGCAGAGCUGCAGGUGUACGAGGUGAAGAUACGCUCAUUCUGGGUCCAUCUACAUGAUUUCUCCCAGCGAGUGGAGGAAACCAAGGAUAAAAUUGACAAGACUGUUCGACUCUACGAGUUUUUUGACAAGGCAUAUGUAUGGGCGCUAGAGGGCAUGCGUCAUUUGGCGUGUGUUAGUAUGGAGGAAUGUGGCAUGUCUGACAAGUGUCAGAGCGUGAUCACGUGUCUGGAGACCUAUCGCAGUCAGCACCCCCCGAUCCCCGACGCACACUUCCAGGAGAUGAAGGACCUCGCUGGGGAGCUGAAGAGUGAGCAGGGACUCAAGCAGUGGAAGUUUGCCUGGUCCAAGUGUCAGGAGACCAAGCAGAUGUUUGAGAAGAAGCUGGAGAUGGCCCUGCGCACCCGCCGCGAGAGCGGCUCCAAAUCAGCGAGGGGUGACUCCUCUCGCCAGAACUCGGACCGUAGCGCUAAACCUCAGGAGCGUAGCAGUAGCGUCUCCUUCUCAUGUCGGAAAGCGUUUGGUGGAGGCUGGGGCAGGGACAGACUUUCCUCACAUUCCAGCAUGUCCUCCACUCCUAGCAGUCCUUCAGGCAUUCGCAUGGACACCCGUGACUCUGUCCGAACCCCCACAGGAAGUCCAUAUAGCAUUGAGCACAGCACACCUGUCAGAUCCCACAGGCUAACACGAAGCAUCUCUACAGGCGAGUCUCCGCAGCGGCCACAAGCGGAGGGGCAGGCAUGUGCAACAAGCCCAAGCCUCACUUCUAUAGAACCAAACCGCAGGGUUUUGCGGAAGACCCAGAGCUUUGAUACGGCCGGUAGCGAGUCUGUGUCACGGUAUGGGACCUGUCAGAGAACUUUGAGUGAGCCUGCACGGAGAGGACACACAGGGGUGUUCAUUAAGGGUCUGGAGGUGAGCAGCACUGAAGUGAUCGAUCGGCCGUACAGCCCGCGACUGCCGCCCAUGCAUGGAUGGUCUUCUGUUGAUUCACACCGCAGCGGGAGUCCUGCACCAGAAACACGCAGCAAGGGCAGUAAACUACGCCACAUCGUAGAUGAGAUGGUAACAACGGAGCAGGAAUAUGUGCGUUCUCUGCGGUACAUAAUUGACAACUAUUUCCCUGAGAUGGAGCGCGCUGACCUGCCACAGGACCUGCGGGGAAAGCGCAGCAUCAUCUUCGGAAACCUGGAGAAGCUGGUGGACUUCCACAGCCAGUAUUUCCUGAAAGAGCUUGAGAGCUGCUGCAAUCAUCCACUACGCGUCAGCCACUGCUUCCUACGACAUCAAGACCAGUUCAGCCUGUAUGCUCUAUACAGCAAGAACAAGCCAAAGUCAGACACACUUCUGGCCAGCCAUGGAAACAGCUUCUUCAGGCAUAAGCAGCUGGAGUUGGGGGAUAAGAUGGACCUGGCGUCGUACCUGCUGAAGCCCAUCCAGCGCAUGAGUAAGUAUGCCCUGCUGCUGAAAGACCUGAUCAAAGAGGUGAGCGAAGUCCAGGAGCAGGAGCUAAUGUACCUACGUGCCGCUGCCGAGAUGGUCAAAUUCCAGCUUCGCCAUGGCAAUGAUCUGCUCGCCAUGGACGCUAUCAGAGAUUGUGAUGUGAAUUUGAAAGAGCAGGGGCAGUUGGUUCGGCAAGAUGAGUUCACAAUUUUCUAUGGCAGGAAGAAGUGCCAAAGACAUGUGUUCCUGUUUGAGGAUCUAGUGCUGUUCAGCAAACCCAAACGCAUUGAGGGUGGCCUUGAUGUUUACAUAUAUAAGCACUCUUUUAAGACGGCUGAUGUGGGUAUGACAGAGACAUCGGGUGAGAACGCUCUGAGGUUUGAGGUCUGGUUCAGGAGGAGAACUUCAAAGAACCAGACCUACAUUCUCCAAGCCAGCAGCGCCGAGAUCAAACAUGCCUGGACCUGCGACAUUGCACGGAUACUAUGGCAGCAGGCCACGAGGAACAAAGAAAUUCGAAUGCAGGAGAUGGUCUCUAUGGGGGUGGGCAAUAAACCCUUCCUGGACAUUAAACCCAGUGAUGCUGCUAUCAACGACAGAGCUAUUGACUACAUUAUGAAAGGCAGAGGGGCCAGGACGAGAGCCUCCAUUGCUGUCUCGCUUUUUGACCACUCAAACCCAUUCAAACGAGCUGCAGUAAAUGCUCCCGUUAGUGGCCCCCCAGUGUCCAGUGGCCCCUCCUCUUCCACGCUGCUGGGCCCAUUAAAUCUGCAUAUGUACAGCACCCAAAGCCUGUUAGCAGGGGAGAGACCUCUCAUCAGCCCCUGCAUCGAGGAAGAUGAGCUGGAGCACGAGACAAGCAGUCAACCGUCUAUGACUACAGAGAGUUCGGGUUCGUCAUCUCACUGUCUGUCAGGUAGUGGCUCGAGCGGGUCAGACAGCGGAUGUGUGUCCAGUCACCUUCCCGAGGCUUUGUCCGAGGAGCCCAGCUCACCGUGUGACUCCUCCUGUUACUCCUCCAUCACCUCUCCCACCCAGGAGAAACCCUGCUUUAACAGCCAGUACAUCUCAGCGGGGGAAGCUCAGGUGAUUGGUCCCUCUACUAUAGUGUGAGCUCAGUAACCACUGCUGCAGUUUAAGACCUGUCUGCUUCAGAUUGUGAAGACAACGUUGCCACACCGAAGAGGAGUACAGAGCUAGUAUUUAUUGUUCCCAUUGAGUGCCAGCAAAUCUCAUGCAGAGUUUAAAAAGCGCUCAAAAUAGCACUGUUUCUCUUUUUCUUUUUUAAGCCACUUUUAGCUUCAAUAGCUUUUAUAUAAUUUUAAAAAUUAUCUAUAAAACUGAAUAAAUAUUCUUGUAUUUAUCUUCUUUUCAAAUGUUAAGAUACAGUAGUGUUCUCAGCUGUAUUAUUAACUGUAAAUACUGUAGUAGUGUACAAUACACUUCUGAACUGUUGCGGUUAUUCAGUUCCCACUCUUUUUGUCGUUGUUGUUGUUGCCCAUUUUGCUGCAGACUUCAGCUGGUUUGAUUUAGAAAAUAAAUAUCUUAAUGUUAAAAGGUAUGGCUAAAUCUCUAAGCAUCAGUACACUAAAGGUGUUAAGCAAUGUUUAAAGCAUUUGUUGUAGAGUUUCUGUUCUUUCUAGUGUUUCCAUAGUUUGUGGACCUGUAGUCAGUCAAUAUGCUGUAUGAUAGCUGGCCUGAUCCAGAAUCAGAGAGCAUUCAUUCAAAUCAUACGACUGACCUCAUGUCAGCACUGCUGCCUGUUUGGAGAUGGUGAGAGUUUUCAUUUCAGUUCUCUUAUUUACAUUAUUAACUAUAACAAAAUACAACAUGUAAAUUGUAAAUAGUUGCACCAGUGGUGCUUUGAGGACAUAGCGUUUAGGAAGUAAUGUUUAUACAUGUAUUAACCAGUCAACAUGAGAAUCACUCAAGUGCCAUUCUUUGUUGCCAACCCAAAUUGGAAGUGUAAAAUCAAAAGAUAAUAGUAAUUAAAAAAGCGUUGCAAGUUCCACUUCAAGCUGAAGCAUGAGUAUGUACUCAAGUGUUUUAUUUUCCAUCUUAACAAGUUCACACAGAAGUAAUAAAGACUGGAUUGCUUUGUACCGGUAAAGAAAGUGUGUUUUAUUUAUUGUCUUUAAUCAUUUAUGAUUGGCAUAAAGUAGAAGCACAUAUCCCACAAACCCUGCGGGCUGGUAUUCAAUUUCUGCACACUGACUGA
Sinocyclocheilus anshuiensis is the source of this 8540-nucleotide messenger RNA. Its product is annotated as rho guanine nucleotide exchange factor 40-like. Bases 161 to 7435 code for a protein of 2424 amino acids. Gene Ontology annotation, molecular function: guanyl-nucleotide exchange factor activity. The transcript is spliced from 24 exons. NCBI's taxonomy places the organism in Eukaryota, Metazoa, Chordata, Actinopteri, Cypriniformes, Cyprinidae. The record is from RefSeq and is a predicted model, not a curated record.